This is a messenger RNA of Lucilia cuprina (Australian sheep blowfly), 2439 nucleotides long. RefSeq lists its product as uncharacterized. The transcript is spliced from 2 exons. Bases 1050 to 1640 code for a protein of 196 amino acids. NCBI's taxonomy places the organism in Eukaryota, Metazoa, Arthropoda, Insecta, Diptera, Calliphoridae. The record is from RefSeq and is a predicted model, not a curated record. Gene Ontology annotation, molecular function: catalytic activity.
AUCGGAUUCCUUAACUGCAAAAUCGAACCCUACAUUUCCAACCCCAUUCAAUGCAAAAUGUGUUUUAAACUAGGCCAUACCCAAAAAUACUGUAAUGGUAAUGAAAACUGCGAUAUCUGUGCCUCUAUAAUCCACGAUCCCGUACCCUGUACGAAAAUUCAAUGUAUAAACUGUAAUCACCCCACCGCUCUACAAACAAAAAUUGCCCUACAAUAAAGAAACGACAAGAAAUAUUAAAAAUUAAAUCCGUUAAUAAUUGUUCAUAUAAAGAAGCCGCGCUCAAAAUUACAGACAAACUAACAUAUGACAUUCCAAUUGAAGAUCUACAAACAGCAAUAGCUGAAAGAAAAAAUAAAUUAAAUAAAACAAUAAAUAACUCUCCCGCAGUUGCUGUCGCUGCCACCGCCUCAGUCAAGUUAAACACUCAAACAACUAACAUAACUGAAAACACUAAUGAUAAUCCAACAACCUCAAACACUAAAGAAUCGAUACAAAACCUCUCAACAUCCAUUAAUAAACUCUUAAAUAAACACCAGAUCCAAACAUCGAACAAAAUCUCUUCAAAUAUGAGUAAAAAUCCUAUUAACCCUACUUCUUCCAAUUUUGAUAACCCCGCUAAAACCUCUUCGAAAAUUACUGAUCAACUACCUAAAAAUAAAGAUAAACCCAAACUAUCUGAGCAAAAUUUAAAUCCUAAAAAAAUAUCUAACAGACGUAAUGAAAUCGACUCACCAGACCUCAACAUGGAGCAAUAAAACAAUUUAUAUACUAUAUUUUCAUUACAGUAAUACAAUUUCAUGUCCAUAAAAAUCUUACAGUGGAAUCUUAACGGAUUCUUCAACAAUUUACACGAACUUCAAAUCCUAAUCCGAAAUAGUACACCAGAUAUUAUUGCGCUCCAAGAAACUCAUCAUGUUGCUAACAAUAUAAAAUUAAAUGGUUAUGUAACCCUAACAUGAAACUCUGACGUCUCUCGCCGCGGUGGUACUGCUAUUUUAAUUAAACAUUACAUUAAACAUAACUUAGUAUGCUCUUCGAGGAACUAUGUUAUGGCUAAUGUUUUCGUUGGUAUUAAAUUAAAAAUUAUAUCUAUUUAUCUCAAUCCAUCACUCCCUCUUCCCACAAUGGAGUUAGAGUCCCUUUUCACUGACUACAACCAUAACACUCUAAUACUAGGAGAUUUUAAUGCACAUUCCACUUUGUGGGGCUCAGCGAUCACUCUAUCCAAAGGGGUUAUCAUCGAAAAUAUUAUCACCCGCUCUAACAUGAUUUUACUUAACGAUGGCUCUCCUACCCACCUCUCAACAAGAUCAGCUGAUAUUGCACCUUUAUCUUUUUGGAAUACGGAUAACCAAUUAUGUGAUAAAGCAAACUGGCAAAGAUUUCAACAACAACUAUGCAACAUUAAUCUACAAACUGAUAGUUCUACAAACGUUAACAAAGAAAUCGCUAAACUGCAGAAAGUUAUAAUAAAUGCUGCAAAUAGCUCAAUGCCACACCAGAAAAAUAGCAAAAAUAGUAAAUACACCUAUUGGUAUAGUCCUGAACUAAAUGACUUACGUAAUAAAAAAACAAAAACUAUUCUAUAUAUUCAAAAAUCACCCAUCGACGGUAAACAGAAUAGCUUACAAAAAAGCUAACAUUGUUUUUAAACUAAAAAGUAAAAUUGCAAAACGAAAUUCCUUUUUUGCCUAUACUACUACUAUCAACCCUAACACUCCACUUAACAAAGUUUGGAACAAUAUUCGAAAACUAAAUGGUCUUAACAGCUACAAACAAAUACACCACAUUGAACUUAGUGAUCAACCUAUAUAUGAUCCAUUUGACAUUGCCAACUCUUUUGUACAUUCUUGGUCUGAACAAUCCAAUGAUAUCAAUUUUAGUAAUCUCUUCAUACAGAACAAAAAUAACCUAGAAUUCCGGAUAAACUACAACUUAAACAAAACUACAAAACUAUUAGAAGAAGAUAUCACUCUCUUUGAAAUAAAAUCUACAUUAAAUUCUCUCAAAGGUAAAACCCCCGGCUUUGAUAGAAUUUCAUAUCCCAUGCUGAAAAAUCUUCCUAGCAAUGUCAAUCUUCAUCUUCUUAAAAUAUUUAGCAAAAUCAUCUCAUCCGGUAUUAUUCCUCAACAAUGGAAAACUACUUCUAUUAUUCCAGUACUCAAACCUAACAAAGACCCCACUUCUAUUGAUUCAUAUAGACCAAUAUCACUAAUUAAGUGUACAUCUAAACUAUUGGAAAAAAUAGUUGCCACCAGAAUCACAUGGUCACUCCUUAAAAUGAAACUCCUAAGCGUCCACCAAAUGGCUUUUAAACCCAAUAAAGGAACUAUAGAUACAUUAACAUACCUUGACCACAUUGCUGCCUCAUCCCUAUCACACAUAAAUCACCUUUCCAUUAUUUCAAUAGACUUCGAAAAAGCCUUCGAUCGAGUUGGC